Messenger RNA from Drosophila obscura, 1943 nucleotides. RefSeq lists its product as uncharacterized. The transcript is spliced from 4 exons. Bases 105 to 1055 code for a protein of 316 amino acids. The record is from RefSeq and is a predicted model, not a curated record. Lineage: Eukaryota; Metazoa; Arthropoda; Insecta; Diptera; Drosophilidae.
GUGCUGUGUGGGUUGGAGGAUAUGCAUUUCGGGAUAGCAUAGUGUCUGGGCAUUCAGUUCAGAGUAGAAUUUCAAUCGACACAGGACACGGAAAGCUCUCAAAAAUGAAUAUAGUAUUGGGUAAUUGUGUGGGCAGCUGCGACCAAUUGGCGGGUCCGCCGCCCGAUUUUAUUUUAUCAAUGCCACCGCCACCGCUGCCAUCGUUCCUGAUCAGCAAACCGACAACCAUUGAGACACUGAUGCCGUCCAAUGAGUCGCAGCCCUGCUUUGCCGCGUUCAUGUGCGGACAGGGCCAGGGCCAGCAUAAUGACAGCAAUGGCAAUGCCCUGAUGGAGCUGGUGCGCAGCGAUACCAAAAGUCUGGAAAACAUUUGGUUCUUUGUGUCCUCCUGUGUGGGCAUAUUCGUGCUGGGCUGCUUUCUGGCCAUCAUUGUCAUCAGAUGCAGGGACACAUUCUUCUCCUAUCAUGAUGCAAACAUCAAGCAAACGGCCAUCAAUGCUUUGGGUGAGGCAACCAAAUCGAAUGCCUUCUCCUCGGGCGGCAUUUUGUAUCCCUGUGCCACGGCCAAUAGCAGAGAUUUGCUGCAGAGUCAACUGGUGAAUGACAGCCGCCUGCUGUGGGCCACUCUGACACCGCAUGGCACCAGGCAUUUCAUCAUUGAGAACUCACAGGAUGGGGGCCACUACGAGUCGGUGGAUUAUCGCGGCAAGGCACACAGUCAGGUGUUCCGGGGCUAUGCCAAGCAUUCGCAAUCGUUUGUCAAGUCGUUUGAUAAUAAUGGUUUCGUUGACUAUGACUAUGAGGAUCCCACACCAUUGAUGGAUUCCUAUCACGAUGACAUGGACUCCGGCUAUCAGGAGCCACAUGAGGUGACCGGCUCGCUGCAGCAGUGCUCGCCCAUGCAUGCCCCAACAACAACAACAACAACAACAGCAUCAACAGCAGCAGGGAAUGACACAACACCGACACAUGUGAACACACUAUCGAUUAGCCGCAAGACCACAUUGUCGCGACGCAUCAGCGAUGCCUCAUCGCAUAAUGGUACAACGAUGUAAUGUCUGCUGGAUGCCGCACGAGUUUCGUUAUGUAAAUUACACCGAAAAAGAGUGAGCAGGGUGCAGGUCCAUCCACAACAACUACUACCAACUGCGACUACUCGUGGUACAACUACUACACAUGAUCGUCACAGUAAUUUCGAUACAGAUAACAGAUACAGUUACAGUUACAGAGAUACUGAUGAUAUUUUAGUCUACUCUUAAGUAAGGAAGGGGGGAUACAGAUGCAGAUACAGAUCGAAGGAGGUUUUAAGCAAUACUAAUGUUGAUUAAGUCUAGUAUACAUUCGCGCUAAUAGCAGAGGGCUCCUGUAUCCGUGUAUCGCACCAAAACAACAAAAAUCAAACUAAUAUACGCAUUGCUCGCAUUCUCAAUUGCUUUUUAAACUCGUACGUGCAUCAAGAAAAUCAAACAAAGAAAGAAAGAAAGAAAGAAACAAACAAACACACACAACACUCAACUAUAAAUCUAGCUACAUAACUAAAAUACUAAACUAUAAUACAUAGCUACUAGAACUACUAAAAACUAAUCAAUUAGUUUCGGGCAACAACUACUAUUGUAACUCAUUACAUGCAUACCUAUUGAACCGAUUUCUCAACAAAAACAAAAAAAAAAAAAACAAAAUGCUGGAUUGAAUAAUUAUACAAUUUUAAACGUACACAAAAAAACAAGCUUUUAAUUUUAAUUGUGGCCAACAAACAAAAGAAGAGGGGUAGGAAUAUAAUCUAAAGUUUUAAUCAAAUGUUGAAAAUUCGUGAAAAUAUCAGCAGACAGCCAGCAAACAAGAAACGAAACGAAAAGUGCGGCGCGACAAAUACCUAAGGCAAAUUUUUAAAACAACAUACACUUCAUAAAUGUAUGAUAAACAAUAUAAUUUUGGGGUAUACA